GCCGGAGGAAAAACCAUGAGCACAUUUUCCGUUUUCAACGCUAGCAACGUUUCACAGGCUGAUCCCCUCGAGGACGGCGACAACUGGACAGCGGUAACCCAGUUUACCCAGCCAGGAUGGCAGAUUGCUUUGUGGGCUAUCACUUACUCCCUCAUCAUUAUCAUAUCCAUCGUCGGCAACGUCACCAUCAUCUGGAUUAUCCUUGCACAUAGGAGAAUGAGGACUGCCACCAACUACUUCAUCGUUAAUUUGGCUCUUUCGGAUUUGCUGAUGUCUGCUUUCAACACCAUCUUCAAUUUUAUUUACGCCAGCCACAACGUCUGGUAUUUUGGGGAGGAAUUCUGCAGGUUCCAGAACUGGUUCCCCAUCACCGCAAUGUUUGUGAGCAUUUACUCCAUGACAGCCGUGGCUGCAGAGAGGUACGUGGCAAUAAUUCAUCCCUUCAAGCCCAGGCUCUCUCCUGGAAGCACCAGAGUCAUCAUAGGGAUAAUCUGGCUGAUGGCAUUUGGCCUUGCCUUCCCACAGUGCUUCUACGCCGAGAUCCUGACGGACAACGGAACGACAAAAUGCAUCGUUGUCUGGCCCGACGACGUCGGAUCCAAGCACCAGCUCACGUAUCACAUUGCAGUGAUUGUGUUGAUUUAUUUACUGCCUUUAAUGGUGAUGUUCAUUGCAUACAGCACCAUAGGAAUUACUUUGUGGAGCAGUGCGGUUCCAGGCAACCACCUGAACUACGAACACCAAGUUAACGCCAAAAAAAAGUUUGUGAAGACCAUGGUGGUAGUUGUGAUCAUUUUUGCUAUCUGCUGGCUGCCCUAUCACAUAUACUUCAUCCUGGGGAGCUUCAAGGAAGACAUCUACCAGCAGAAGUACAUUCAGCAGGUUUAUCUCGCAAUCUUCCUCCUUGCCAUGAGUUCGACCAUGUACAACCCCAUCAUAUACUGCUGUCUUAACCAAAGGUGA
This is a messenger RNA of Colius striatus (speckled mousebird), 963 nucleotides long. It is a transcript of the gene TACR2, whose product is annotated as tachykinin receptor 2. Bases 16 to 963 code for a protein of 315 amino acids. Gene Ontology annotation, molecular function: substance K receptor activity. Gene Ontology annotation, biological process: positive regulation of flagellated sperm motility; G protein-coupled receptor signaling pathway. The record is from RefSeq and is a predicted model, not a curated record. Gene Ontology annotation, cellular component: plasma membrane; sperm midpiece. NCBI's taxonomy places the organism in Eukaryota, Metazoa, Chordata, Aves, Coliiformes, Coliidae. The transcript has 4 exons.